Drosophila takahashii is the source of this 1524-nucleotide messenger RNA. RefSeq names its product L-threonine dehydrogenase (gene Tdh). The record is from RefSeq and is a predicted model, not a curated record. NCBI's taxonomy places the organism in Eukaryota, Metazoa, Arthropoda, Insecta, Diptera, Drosophilidae. Gene Ontology annotation, molecular function: L-threonine 3-dehydrogenase activity. Gene Ontology annotation, biological process: L-threonine catabolic process.
UGAAUUUGACUGGCUGCCAACUAACACUCACUAAACUCACCAAGUAAGUAACUAAGCGACCAGACGAGACGAUUGGAAGAGCCGACGGGAUCCGAGUGCUCAGGCGAUAUAUGUGGAAAACAUAUAGCGGAAAUUAAGCAGUGGCAGUAAUGUUGAGGGCUUGGUGAAAAAUAUUUUGCGAAUUUCGAAAUCAGUUGAAAACCGUAGCUCGCUGGCAGCGCUCGUCGCGAAUCGAGAGAUCAGAGAUCGGUAUCAGAUCAGUCGCAUCCCGGAAAAUGUUUCGCAAAUGCCUUGCCAGCCUGGCUCUGGCUCCCGUCCCCAGUCCACUGGCGAUUCCCAGGAUAACCCCGAUCGCCAGCCAGCUAGUCCAACGCCGCUCCUUCCACCAGGUGCCCCUCGAAAGUAGACCACCCAAAAUCCUCAUCACAGGUGGCCUGGGACAAUUAGGAAUAGAGUGUGCCAAACUUCUGCGGACGCAGUAUGGCAGUCACAAUGUAAUUCUCUCGGACAUCAUAAAGCCCAGUCCAUCCAUCCUGGAGAACGGUCCUUACAUAUUUGCGGACAUCCUGGACUUUAAGGGUCUUCAGAAGAUCGUUGUAGACCACCGCAUCGACUGGCUGAUCCACUUUUCGGCCCUGCUCAGUGCUGUGGGGGAACAGAACGUUCCUCUAGCUGUGAGGGUCAACAUUGAGGGUGUUCACAACGUCAUUGAGCUGGCGAAACAGUACAAGCUCCGCAUCUUUGUACCUAGCACCAUUGGAGCUUUUGGCCCCGACAGUCCCCGCAAUCCCACGCCAAAUGUUACGAUCCAACGUCCUCGCACUAUUUAUGGCGUUUCCAAGGUGCACGCCGAGCUAAUUGGCGAAUACUAUUACCAUAAGUUUGGACUGGACUUCAGAUGCCUGCGAUUCCCCGGCGUUAUAUCCAGUGACCCGCCAGGCGGUGGUACCACAGACUAUGCCGUUGCCGUAUUCCACGAUGCCCUGCGACAUGGAAAAUACACCUGUUACCUGCGUCCCGAUACAAGACUGCCCAUGAUGUACAUUGAAGAUUGUUUGCGAGCCCUUCUGGAGUUCAUGCGGGCACCGAAUGAGCAGCUGAAGCGUCGCGUCUACAAUGUCACCGCCAUGUCCUUCACUCCCGAGGAGCUGUUCACUGAGCUGGGCAAGCACGUGCCCAAUCUGCACGUGACCUACAAGCCGGAUAGCCGCCAGUUUAUCGCGGACGCCUGGCCGGAGGUGUUCGACGAUUCGGAAGCUCGGAGGGACUGGCACUGGCAGCACAAGUACGAUCUGGGCAAUCUGGUGGACUUCAUGGUCAAGGAUGUCCAGGAUAACUACAUUAAUGCGCAGCCGGAGCAACAGACGCUUCAGAUCUGAUUUGCUUUUAAACAAACAACCGCAUCUAGUAUUCUUAAGUAAUGAAAUUCAAACGCAUUUAACACUGCAUUUAUCUAGUGAAUACCAACACAAAACGCUGUACUACUGUUUACCUUUGAAAAUACAGAAAGGCAUUUAUUGGAAA